AUGGUAGACAAAUUAACAUCUACUUCAUUAUGGAGUUCAACUACAACCUGGCUCUCGCCCACUUCUCUUACUCUUUUCAUCUCGCUUAACCUAGUCAUCGGCACCAUCGCCGUCUUCACCCGUUAUAACUCCACUAAAUCAGCAACAGAGCAGCGACAAACUGAGACCAGACAGCUGCAGCGAGCGCCGUCGUUGAUUGACCGAGUUAAGUCGUUCAACUUACCCUUCUACAAUUACUCACAACACGACUUAUCAGAGUUUGAAUCUUCUGAAACGACGAUGGGUUACGUACGUCAUGAUCUGGCUCCAGCUCCAGCUCAAGCUCAAGCUCAGUCCAUUUUGCAACGUGUCAAGUCCAUCAAGUCCAUUAAGUCCAUCAACUUAUUUGCUUUAUACAGAUCCGAAGAAGAAACUGAAUCCGCGGGUCAAGAACAGCACAAGGAUCCGGGUGUAGUUGAAAUGGAGCCGCACCAUCACGUGAUGAGGACACAGUCGGAGAGCAUGGUGGCUCCGGUGAAGAGAAAGGUGAAAGCGCAGGAAAAGCUGAAGAAGUCCGCUAGUGAAAAGGCUAUGGACGAGUCUCAAGAGGAAGAAGACGCAGAGAGUAUAGAGAAGAGGAGGCCUGCAACGACGUCGUUUGCUGGAGAAGAUGAUCAUGGAGUCGACGCUAAAGCUGAUGAUUUCAUUAAUACGUUUAAACAGCAAUUAAAGUUACAGCGGCUUAAUUCUCUUUUGCGUUAUAGAGAUUUGCUUAAAGGGAACUGGGCUUUAUUGGCUUUUGCAUGUAAAAAGCUUGACCAAGCUUCAGCUUUUUAUGCAGAAGGGGCAUUUUUGUCCUUUGGGAACGAAGUGUUGAACCUUGGUGUUAGAUGGAAAAUUCGCUCAGGAAAAGACACUUUUAUCCGUCGUGAUAUGUGGCUUCCUACAUCCUUUCCUUUCAAGUAG
Mercurialis annua (annual mercury) is the source of this 945-nucleotide messenger RNA. RefSeq names its product pathogen-associated molecular patterns-induced protein A70-like. The record is from RefSeq and is a predicted model, not a curated record. The transcript is spliced from 3 exons. Lineage: Eukaryota; Viridiplantae; Streptophyta; Magnoliopsida; Malpighiales; Euphorbiaceae. Bases 1 to 945 code for a protein of 314 amino acids.